UACGAAUGCCUCUAACUAUAAAUGCAAAUCUAUUUAAAUCAAGUGAUACAUCAAUUUUACGUUGCUUGAUUUGGAAAUAAUCUGCAAAAGAAGCAAUAGCUAAACAUUUUAGUGUUGUUUGGGGAGUAGCUGCUGACAAUAAAGACCAAAAUAAAGACCAAAACAUAACUUAAAAACAAAACAAAACAAAAAAACACACAGCCCAAGACAGAUCAGAAACUAGGUGUAUGCAAGGCGCCAGGUUAUGACACUGUUCUCAGACAUCCACACGGCGCAAAAAGAAAACCUCACUAGGCAGCUUCGCACGUCCUCGGCGUAGGGGCUCCUGCGAGGUCCUAGUCCCUCCCUGGGAGCUAAGAGCAGAACAGAGGCUGUACCCGACUGCUGCUUGGAGGGAACCCUGGCUGAGUCCAGGGAGGAGGAGCCAGAGGCGGGGCGAUUGGAAGCAGCCACCUCAGCGAAGCUGCAGGAUUUCCGCAGGGCGGGAGCUGGUUAUCUCCCGGAAGAAAACGGCUCCUGUCACAGAAGUCUCGUGAUUGCUCUGGGAGCUUUGCUUAACCAUUUGGAAUUACAGAAGAAAGAAGGAUCUAGUGAAAUAUGGCUGCAGAGAGCCCUGCUAUGCGUCGGGUCCAGGUGGCAGAACAUCCCAGGUUACUGAAGCUAAAGGAGAUGUUUAACUCCAAGUUUGGAUCUAUUCCCAAGUUUUAUGUUCGAGCACCAGGAAGAGUCAACAUAAUAGGAGAGCAUAUAGAUUACUGUGGAUAUUCUGUUCUUCCUAUGGCUAUAGAACAAGAUGUGCUAAUAGCUGUAGAACCUGUGAAAACAUAUACUCUCCAACUGGCCAAUACAAAUCCCUUGUAUCCGGACUUCAGUACUAGUGCUAAUAACAUUCAGAUUGAUAAAACCAAGCCUUUGUGGCACAACUAUUUCUUAUGUGGACUUAAAGGAAUUCAGGAACACUUUGGUCUUAGUAACCUGACUGGAAUGAACUGCCUGGUAGAUGGAAAUAUCCCACCAAGUUCUGGCCUCUCCAGCUCCAGUGCUUUGGUCUGUUGUGCUGGCUUGGUGACGCUCACAGUGCUAGGAAGGAAUCUAUCCAAGGUGGAACUUGCAGAAAUCUGUGCCAAGAGUGAGCGUUACAUUGGUACUGAAGGAGGAGGCAUGGACCAGUCUAUAUCAUUUCUUGCAGAAGAAGGAACUGCCAAGUUGAUAGAAUUUAGUCCCCUGAGGGCAACUGAUGUAAAACUCCCAAGUGGAGCAGUGUUUGUGAUUGCCAACAGUUGUGUGGAGAUGAAUAAGGCAGCAACUUCUCAGUUCAAUAUCAGGGUGAUGGAGUGUCGGCUGGCUGCGAAGCUCCUGGCUAAAUACAAAAACUUGCAAUGGGACAACGUACUGCGGCUGGACGAGGUGCAGGCUAAACUAGGGAUUAGUCUAGAAGAAAUGUUGUUGGUCACAGAAGAUGCCCUUCAUCCUGAACCCUAUAACCCUGAGGAGAUCUGUAGGUGUCUGGGAAUUAGCCUGGAGGAACUCCGAACCCAAAUCCUGAGUCCAAACACUCAAGAUGUGCUUAUCUUCAAACUCUAUCAGCGGGCAAAGCAUGUGUACAGCGAGGCUGCGCGAGUGCUCCAGUUUAAGAAGACAUGUGAAGAAGCACCUGAAAACAUGGUCCAGCUGCUGGGAGAGUUGAUGAACCAGAGCCACAUGAGCUGCCGGGACAUGUAUGAGUGCAGCUGCCCUGAGCUGGACCAGCUGGUGGACAUCUGUCGGAAGUUGGGGGCUCAAGGGUCACGACUUACUGGAGCAGGAUGGGGAGGCUGCGCAGUAUCAAUAGUACCUGCGGACAAGCUGCCCGGCUUCCUAGCCAAUGUGCAUAAAGCUUAUUACCAGAGGAGUGAUGGAAGCUUAGCACCAGAGAAGCAGAGUUUGUUUGCUACCAAACCUGGAAGCGGGGCUUUGGUUUUCCUUGAGGCCUGAAAAAAUGUAAAAAAUCUCAGAGAAACUAUUUAGGACACUUAGGAAUUGGCAGGACUUUCUAUGCCACAGUAAAUUAAUCUUCUUUCUGUUUUGUAUUAUGAUGAAUGGUUGCUAUUAUAUCAAGAUAUAUUUUCAAGGAAAUGAUUGAAAGCUCUCUAUGCUUCAUAAUGAUUAUUUUUCCAUCUUAAAAUAUGGUUUUACUAUUAAGAGUCAAGAUGAUGCUUGGACAGAUCUUUUAAGAAUAAUUUACUGAGAUUUAUUCAUUUGAAGAUUUUAAAGAUGAAUGGUAAAACACACUCUUAAUACUGAUUACAUGAAUUGGACUUGAAUUAAAUAUAUUGUUAAAAUUAAACUGAUACCAUUGAAUUGUACGCAUUAUUCUUAAAUAGAGUUCAUUUCCGGUUUCUCUUAGUACUCUUCUUCCUCAAAGUUGUAGUUCUCUGUUGAUGAUGAUGAUGAUGACGACAGUGAUGCCACACAUUCUCUCUCAAUUUCAGCUUCAGAACGCUAUGAAAAUAAUACAUGAUUAAAGUUUCACAGAUUUUCUUGGACAUUGUAUAAUUGAAUGUGAGAUUUCUCCAAUUAUCAAGAGAGUAAGGAUUUUUUUUUUUUUUUCUGACAAAAGGAGGAUAUGGGAAGAAAAUUCAGACUCAUUUGAAUAUUUUUAAACCAUGUGAUAUCAUUGAAAUAACCACUUUCAAUUCUUUUGGCCCUGAGCUGUCUCCAUUACUUAACAGAAAAACUUAGAUAAAAAACACUUUAAGUCUCUUCUGUUCACAUUGAAAUAAAGAAUUAUCUAGAUGAUAAUUCAGAUAAUUCAGUUUGUUCAUAGAACUUACUUUCUUAUCACUCUUUUUCUACUACUUUUUCUCAAAUACCUCUCUAAUUGAAGAGCCACUUCCAAGAAAUCCCACACAUUCCUUAUAUCCCUUCUUUGUUUAUCUAGAAAAGCUUGUUUGUAUAUAUGCACCCCAGUAUAAAGCAGGUAUGCAAGUAUGUGGGUGAAAGUGACUAUGAAAAGACUUAAUGAAUUCUGGGAUUUGUAACGGUAUUGAUGGGUACCUCUGUAUGUACAUCAAGAGUGGGCAGAAAUGUUUGGCUAGUGAUGGCAAAUGACUGGCUUUCUCUCGUGGAUGGACUAUAGGAAGCACUUUCUGAAUUACAUAAUGAUUUGGACCAAAAAGUAUUUUGCUGAAAUACUCAGGUAAUUGAGAUAGCAGUGGUUUUAUGGCAUGAAUUAUCCAGAAAUAUCACAAUUACUUAUGAUUCUGUGAUUGCAUUGGCUCAUUAAUGUUUAACUCACAGAUUGGGCAUCACCCUCUAGAAUUUCAGUUUAAGGGAGGCCUGCGCAAAGCUGGCUUUAUUUCUUAAAGGAUAACAGUCAUACAUAGAAUACUAGGAAAGCCGAUAUUCUAUUUUAAAAUAAACUUCUGAUACAUUUUCAUUCUUAGCAGAAAGGUAAAUGCUUGAGAAAGCUUGAGUCAAAUUUGUUAAAAGAAUUUUGAGUUCUAUAAACCCAAAAAUCCAAAACCUGAAUUUAUUUAAAUUUAUAAUCUUUUAUUUUUUAAUACUGUGCCAUUUUCCACAAAGGAUUUGUGGUUGGUAUAUAAUUCUUUAGAGAUACCUGGAUCAGUGUAACAAAAAAAAAAAGGCGCUUGUCAUUGCUUUGCUGUUCCAUUUAAAAUUUUCACUAGGUGAUUUCUUCUUCACAAAAGGUGAGUAAAAAUUUCCAGUGUGCACUCUUCUUUGGGGGACACACAUGGUCAUCUAAGCGAGGGAUCUAUUCUAUAUGUGUUUUGAUUUCUCUCUUGAAAAAAAGAACUAUGUUUCAGUCUUACCAUCACUGUGUGGUAUUCUAGACAUUAUGAGAGAUGCCGAACUUACCUGGAAGGGAUAGGGCCGGGGCCAUUAGAAGAAAGAUCAUGCAGUAAGUGGAUUUUGAGCAUGGCCCUAAAGGAUGAGUAGAGUUUAAAAGCUGUGGAGUGCACACUGCAGAUGAGCAAAGCCUAUGGGUACAGGCCGACAUGGUGCAUGGAGGAGGCUCAGUGAGACUGAAGGGUUUGCUUUGGUAUGUAGUGAAGAACAAGAUUGACUAUGCUGGCUGGAGUUAGCUUUUGAAGAGUCAAAUCCAGGCAGCAUUUAGAUCAGGGGUUACAGCCCAGCAGCCCACGGGCCACAUCUGGUCUGCAGAUGUAUAUAGUUUGACCCACAGAAUGACUAAAAACUUGGGCUCCAAAUCAGGAGAUUGUACAAGCAGUAUCAGAUAUUCUGGAUUACUCAGAAUCUGGAUUACUGAGUGGUGGAAUAUCUGAUACUACUUGUCCUACAUUUCUGCAGGGCAUCAAUGAACUAGGGCUGAGAUAGUAGCUGUUUUGUUAGAUGAGGCACGGCUUUCCAGUGCGCUACAGUUUCCACAACUGCUUGUAUAAUAAUUUCCCUGACACUCAAAUCAUUUACCACUUACCAGCUGGGGUCACUUGCCCUUUAUCAGCACACUUGCACUGUUGUUUUCCUAUUCUAAUUAGGUAUUUCUCUGUGCCCAUGUCUCUAUCAAUAGUAGGGGAGAUAGACCAAAAAAAAAAAAAAA
Cercocebus atys (sooty mangabey) is the source of this 4561-nucleotide messenger RNA. RefSeq names its product galactokinase 2 (gene GALK2). The record is from RefSeq and is a predicted model, not a curated record. NCBI's taxonomy places the organism in Eukaryota, Metazoa, Chordata, Mammalia, Primates, Cercopithecidae. Gene Ontology annotation, molecular function: galactokinase activity; ATP binding. The coding region runs from base 598 to 1974 and encodes 458 amino acids. The transcript is spliced from 10 exons. Gene Ontology annotation, cellular component: cytoplasm; cytosol. Gene Ontology annotation, biological process: carbohydrate phosphorylation; galactose metabolic process.